Molecule: messenger RNA, 1176 nt
Organism: Fulvia fulva
Lineage: Eukaryota; Fungi; Ascomycota; Dothideomycetes; Mycosphaerellales; Mycosphaerellaceae
Exons: 3
Coding region: 1-1176 (391 amino acids)
Molecular function (GO): acyltransferase activity, transferring groups other than amino-acyl groups
Source: RefSeq, a predicted model, not a curated record
AUGACCGCUGCCGCUUUGCCGCUAAUCGCCAUGGGGCGUCUUUCGCAUCCCAAGGCGAGUUUUCUUGAUGUUCAUCUUGCGAAUGGACAUUCUUCUACUACAACUACGACGACUACGACUACAACGAUAUUCGAAACGGUAGAGAACUACUUCCCGCCUGUGUUCAAGUCGGAUAUCACUCCACUACGCCUGGCACCGCCGCCAAGAGAGGAAUCUACGAGAGUUCAGUUGCAGCGACAGCGAUUGAGGGAACAGCACAAGAGACAGCAUUCUGUUAGCACGACGAUUCCUGGCAUCAAGACCUCGGCUGCAUUCUUCGCUUCCCUUCGCACGAAUCUCCGUCUGCACGCCUCACCGCCGCCGCCGAGCCCGAUCUCAACGCCGAAUUCUAUGCGCGGAUCUGCAGCAUCCUUGCCGCCACCGUCACCGCUGUCUGUACCCGUCAUGGAGAACGACAUUGCCGAAACGCCAGCUUCCGAGGACCCGUUGGCGGGCGUGCCGGAGUUGAGGUCGUACUUGACCACGAACGAGGCUGAGCGGACAGGUGCGCUGAAACUGGUCGCAGAUAGUGUCGCACAGCAGCGGAAUGCUACGAAUGGGGCCAUCAUCUUCAGUCCGAUCAAUUUGACGGUGCUGGUCGCGGUGAUUGCGUUUCUGGGGAAGGUCAUGAUGGAUCGUGGGUAUGACGAGUGGGCUGUGGGAUCGACUUCGGUUGGUCUUGUUAUGGCUGGGUUGAUCUUUUGCCGGUUUGCGACGGCGAGGUACCUAAGAGAAGCGGAAGCGAUUAAUUGGGAAUGGGCUGGAGACGUUGAUGUGCUGGUGACCAAGUUUGGGGAUGAUGUGAUUGGUGCACUGCUGGUUGAAUGGUUGUCGGGGGAGAGUAGGAAGAAGAAUAAGAAGGCGUGGAGAGGUCUGAUAAGAGCUUGGACUGUGAAGCUGAAAUAUCGCGGGAAAGGAGUGGGGAGUGGGUUGCUUGAUGAAGCUGUGAAAGAGGCUAAGAAGAAGGGUGCUGAGGGGCUUGAGUUUGAUGAUACCCAUGCGAACUCCGUGCGUAUCCUGCCCAGUAUUUAUAACGGAGCUUUCGACCGGGCGGAUCGCAAAGCAAGGGAGAAGUUGGAGAAUCUGCUGGAGGCGAGCAGUCCUCGGGGACAUAAGAAGAAGCGUUCCAACUCAUGA